Hyaloscypha bicolor E is the source of this 740-nucleotide messenger RNA. RefSeq lists its product as uncharacterized. The record is from RefSeq and is a predicted model, not a curated record. NCBI's taxonomy places the organism in Eukaryota, Fungi, Ascomycota, Leotiomycetes, Helotiales, Hyaloscyphaceae. The transcript has a single exon. Bases 64 to 276 code for a protein of 70 amino acids.
CUUCCCUCUCCCCAUCGUUGGAUAGUCAAAGUUGAUGUUCGGUUUUGCAAGUCUCGUUCAAAAAUGUCGCACAAGGAGAAGAAGGUGGCUAAGGGGGCGAAGAAGUUCUGGAAUGCGAUUAUGACAGGAUGGGUUGUUGAAUAUCCGAAUUCGAGGGAUGGGCCAAGAGACUUUUUCGAUAGGAGGGAUAGAACACCGCAGGGAGUGAAGGAGAAGAAGAAGUCUGGCGGAUUGGAAAGAUGUUCAUCUAAUGGAGAGGAAGCUGCUGACAACUGAAGGCGGCCGGACGUUGUUGAGGAGCAAGAAAUGGGUGCAUCGAAGAUGGGCGAGAAAAACUUACCUAGAGGACAUAUUGAAAGGUAAGUCGGUACUGAGAUUCAUUUUCCAUAAAAACUAGAACCCCAAACCGAUUGAACGGUUGUGUUAUGAAGGGUUGUCCCUUGGAGACGUAUGAGCGAAGCAGCGACGAAGUCUAAAUUGGAAUCUUCUCCCGAUCAUAACUAUCACUUCGUCGACGAUGUUCGUGGUGAGAGGUAUAAUGAUGGUAUCAAUUAUAACGUGGAUAAUAAUUACUGGGGUUGAAGACACAAAGCUGGAGCGAUUUCCAAUCACGUGCUCCGUCAUCUCUCCGUCUUCCAUUUCCACUUAGUGUCUUUGGAUUAGGGCACUGAUGCGCUGGGGGUCCCUGAGAUCGUGGACCACGCAUCUCUCCCAUCGAGUCGUCAAAACCUUGCCUCGUC